UCUUCUCCCUCCUCGAAAAACCCUGAGCAGCCAAAAACCUCGCUCGGCAACGACGGGGAACCUUCGGGCUCGAGAACUCGUCGGCGGCUCGUGAUUCGACCGCGUCGAAGCUAUGCAGGCCGCCUCCAGAGCUCGCAGGCUCUGCCGCAUUCUCAAACCUCCGGUUCAUCUCGGCUCGGCUGGAUUCAUCCCUCCGAAUGACUACCGAGUCGUGGAAUGUGCCCAGAUUUGCGCGCAAGCAUGUCGAAGUCAGAGCUCCUCCUUCUCCUCUACUGCUCACUCCCUCGGUUUCGCAGGGCCCGAUCAUGGCGGUAGAUUGCGUGCAGCCCCUUAUUCAAUAAUUUCGAGUUCGCCAUAUUCUUCUGAAGCAAGUGCUGAAAAGGAGGAACCCACAGAGACCGUGAAGGAGAUGCAUGAUAAAAUUCUUGAAUCCGUUAAUACGAAAAGAACAAUGGCUCCAAACGCAUGGACAUGGUCGAUGAUUGAAAAUUGCAAAAACAGAGAGGAUAUUAAGCUUCUCUUUGAUGUCUUGCAGAACCUACGCAGAUUUAGGUUGUCGAAUCUUCGAAUUCAUGAGAAUUUUAACUGCAACCUUUGUCGGGAAGUCACAAAAGCAUGUGUGCGGGCAAGGGCUCUUGACUUUGGGAAGAAGGCCUUGUGGAAGCAUAAUGUCUAUGGAUUGACCCCUACAAUUGGCUCUGCAAACCAUUUAUUGCAAUAUGCUAAAGAGCACAAAGAUGCUACCCUCAUGCAGGAAGUUAUGAGGCUUUUGAAGAAGAAUAACUUGCCGUUGCAACCCAGCACGGCCGAUAUUGUUUUCAGCAUUUGUUAUGAUACAGACAACUGGGGGUUGCUCACAAAGUACUCGACUAGAUUUAUCAAGGAUGGAGUGAAAUUGCAUAGAGCUGCAUUUGAUAUCUGGAUGGAUUUUGCAGCAAAAGUAGGAGACGUUGAAUCCCUAUGGAAAAUUGAGAAGUUAAGAUCUGAGUCCAUGAAGCAGCACACCGUGGGCAGUGGGUUCUCAUGUGCGAAGGGAUUUCUACUUGAAGGCAAACCUGAGGAGGCUGCUACAGUCAUUCAAGUCUUGAAUCAGAGUUUACCUGAUGCGAAGAGGUCCAGCAUUAUGGUUGAACUUCAAAAGCUUGUCAGCGAGUGGCCUUUCGAGGUUAUCAAACGGAAGAAAGAAGAUGAACGCAAGGCUUUGGCUGCUGCUCUCAAGUCUGAUAUCCCCGCCAUGGUUAGUUCCUUAUUAAACACAGGCUUGGAGGUGAAAGUUAAUAUGGAAGAACUAACCAUCGAAGGCGCCCUAUGUUAGAGCAUAACAGAAUUGGAGAUUGAAUGCAGUAGCUGCAGAUCCGUCUCCUAUGUGGACCGUUAAGGUUGCCAUGUUGGUCUCGGCCAAUUUCACUGCGAAGCAAGAGUAAGUGCGGCAAUCACAUCUCGAGCAACAAGCAUCUGAAGUUCUCUUGUGAAGGUCCCUGGGCCAUUAGAAGAUCUGCUUCCUCUUGAUUUGAAUGUUAUCUAUCAUUCCUGUACUUUCAGAUGAUGAUUUCGCUUCUUUCCCCAAAAAUCUAAGUUUAUUGGAGAGCAUUUGUGCGUCAUCAACAAUUGAAUUCUGAGAAGAAUCCUCAGAUUACUAGCUUUUGCAGAGAGGAUCUUUUGGCACCCGGAUUUUUAGAUGAACCAAAUGGCAGUUCAGAGACGAGACAAUAAAUAAGGUGGUCCUUGCAUUU
This is a messenger RNA of Rhodamnia argentea, 1733 nucleotides long. RefSeq lists its product as uncharacterized. Gene Ontology annotation, molecular function: protein binding. The record is from RefSeq and is a predicted model, not a curated record. The transcript is spliced from 11 exons. NCBI's taxonomy places the organism in Eukaryota, Viridiplantae, Streptophyta, Magnoliopsida, Myrtales, Myrtaceae. Bases 113 to 1315 code for a protein of 400 amino acids.